Molecule: messenger RNA, 1089 nt
Organism: Giardia duodenalis
Lineage: Eukaryota; Fornicata; Diplomonadida; Hexamitidae
Exons: 1
Coding region: 1-1089 (362 amino acids)
Biological process (GO): protein localization to plasma membrane; GPI anchor biosynthetic process
Cellular component (GO): membrane; endoplasmic reticulum
Molecular function (GO): glucosaminyl-phosphatidylinositol O-acyltransferase activity
Source: RefSeq, a predicted model, not a curated record
AUGGCGUGGGUAGGUUCCUUGUUAUACGUUUCUCCACCGGUACUUAAGACUGUUGACACAAUAACUACUGUGAUCUCUGGAUACAUGGUCGUUCUAGUUGCUCCUCGCGGACGGCUCUGCGUUCUUGUAACUCUGACACUACUUUCCUCCUAUGGGGGAGCCAUUGAAUGUAUAGCGUUAUAUGCGGUAACCAGGUACUUUCGAUCGCACUGUACAGGAACUGAAAUUGCAACCGCCUCUACUUCCAGUAACUUUAGACGAGCAUUAAGAUUAGCAACCCUUGGCUUUACGGCCGUCUGUAUUCAUGAGAUUGAUACGGGAAUUCUUCCAGCAAAACAUAGAAAAAGCACUUGGGAAGCAGGCCAGUUAAGCUUAAUGGAUACAGGUCUAGGUUACUUCAUAAUUAGUGAUUCACUGAGCUCUAUCAAUCGCUCUUGUCCAUACUGGAAGGGACAACUAUAUCUUUUAGUUGCAGGGAUCGUGCGGGUUUGUAUUGGCUUCUAUCUUCCAGGCGCUGAUAAGGAAGAGUACGGUCCAUAUUGGAACUCCUUUCUAACAAUGCUUUUGGUGCGCGUCCUCGGUUUCCUGGCAAAGCGUCUAAAAAGAACCCAAAGCCUAUUAUGUAUAGGUACAUUGAUGGGAUUAAACCAGGUGAUUUUAUCAUUUUAUCCGCAGAACCCAGUACUGAGAUUUGCAGGACCAUGGGCUGCGCUGCUAGGGUACUUCCCGCUACAUGUGCUCACGCAGCUUAUAUUCACAAUAGCCCAAGAUCAUUCUAAUAAGAACCUGAAACAUCUAAUGAUCCUAGUCCUACUUUGUCUCUUCUACUUCCCAUCCCAGGCGGGUGUCAAUGCCCAUUUUAUGUCUCCCGCUGUUGUGUUUCUUUUGUUGGCAACAACAUACUGCUGUUGGAUCCUCACCGUACAUUGCCCUCAUGACUCAGUCCCACCUGUCCGAGGGCAGUGGGCAUUUCUUUCCGCUAAUAUCUUAACGGGCGCGUACAAAAUCCUUAAACCCAGAGGGAUUUACUUUACACUAUUCGAGAUUUUGUACAUCGAGGUCUUUGUGUUGUGUCUCGGUCAAGUCUAA